Molecule: messenger RNA, 4499 nt
Organism: Conger conger (European conger)
Lineage: Eukaryota; Metazoa; Chordata; Actinopteri; Anguilliformes; Congridae
Gene: bcl11ba
Product: BCL11 transcription factor B a
Exons: 4
Coding region: 955-3246 (763 amino acids)
Biological process (GO): positive regulation of transcription by RNA polymerase II
Cellular component (GO): nucleus
Molecular function (GO): DNA-binding transcription factor activity; RNA polymerase II cis-regulatory region sequence-specific DNA binding
Source: RefSeq, a predicted model, not a curated record
UCUCCAAUUUUUCUUUCUCACUGUAGACUUAACGUCACGUCCGCACUUGAACUUGAAUUUUAUCCCAUUGUACAGAGGCAGACCCAGCCACAGAGAGACAGAGAGCUCCCGGAGAAGCAGGACUCCGCCAUCUUCACAGUGAAAGAAAAGAAAAAAAGGCAGGUCUUGUUCUAUUUUGAAAGGGGGUGGCAGUGUGUGUCCCCGGUCUCCUCAGCGCCGUACAAGGGGAGCCAGUGUAAAGAGUUGGAGAGAGUGAAAAGUAUCUGGCAUUCCAUACUCUAGGGUAGUGCCAGUGUACAGAGAGAAGAGGUGCCCAUCGCUUGGCAAACCCAAGUGCCGAGAGGACAUUGGAUUCUUUUUUUUUUCCAUUUUAUUAUGAAUUGUUUUCUUUUUUUCUUUAAGAAACAAGCAAAAGCAACAUUAAACCCAACCAAACACCUGAGCCACUGACUUGGCGAACAGUGGUGUUCACCGUACCCCAGCUGUCAAAGCACUGCACAGGGCAUCGUGUUUUGAUUGUCCAGAGAGAUAAAGAGACAUUCGGAGUGGUUUGCUCGUAACUGUCAUUCACAGGCGUGAAACAUCAAGGAUAUUUCCAGCUUUUUGUGCCGGUCAGAGUCACUCGCCAUGCACCUUUGCCAGAUGGUGUGACUGAAAGAACACUGGAGGUGAAGCCGGUCUGCCUUAGGUCUGGUCAUCGGGAAGACUUGAGUGGACUUCAAGGCUAAGUGCAAAGACUCUCGGUUUUUUUGGUUCAUUUUUCUAUUUCUUUCUUUCUUUUUAAAACAAGGAACCACUAUAAAGUCUGAUUAAAAGGACUGGCCAUCCGAGCAGCUGACCAGAAGCAGGUCCAAGGAAAAGUUACUGAAGGAAAAACGAACGAAGAAAGGGGGGAAGCGAACAGAUCCUUCUGAGUGCAGGUCUCCGGGCGAUGCGUGUGUAAAUGCCAGGGCAAUGUCCCGUCGCAAGCAGGGAAACCCACAGCACUUGUCUCAAAGGGAAAUAAUAACACAAACCGACCAUGUGGAUGUGGGACUGGCAGUGGCCGAGGCCCAUCCCACGUUGGACGCCACCAUCGCCGGUGCACUGCAGGGUGGGAUGGGUGACCACGACCUGCUCACCUGCGGUCAGUGCCAGAUGAACUUCCCCCUGGGGGACAUCCUCAUUUUUAUCGAGCACAAGAAGAAGCAGUGCCAGGGCCUGAUGUCCGGGCCCGGCUGCUAUGACAAGAUGGUGGACCGCAGCAGCCCUUCGCCGCCGCGCCCUGAGCUUAGGAAAGUGGUGGAACCGGUCGAAAUCGGAAUCCAGGUGACACCCGAGGAGGAGGACGAGAGACUGUUGACGCCCACAAAAGGAAUUUGCCCCAAGCAAGAGAGCGUCCCGGCAGGUAGAGAUGAACCUUCUAGCUACAUAUGCACAACCUGCAAACAGCCGUUUACCAGCGCCUGGUUCCUCCUCCAGCAUGCCCAGAACACACACGGGAUCCGCAUCUACCUGGAGACCAACCCCUCCAGCAGCUCCCUGACGCCACGAAUCACCAUCCCUCCCCCAAUGGGACCGGAGCCCAUGCCCCAGUCCACUCUCACCAACUUCCUGGGGGACAACAACCCCUUCCACCUCCUCCGAAUGACUGGCCCCCUCCUCCGCGAGCCUCCGGGGUUCGUGGAGAACCGGCUGCCCAGCACCCCCCCCUUCGUCAGCCCGCCGCCCCGCCACCACCUGGACCCCCACCGUCUGGAACGCCUUAGUGCCGAGGAAAUGGGUUUAAUCUCCCAGCAUCCCAGUGCCUUCGAGAGAGUGAUGCGCCUGACGCCCAUGGCAAUAGAGUCCCAGUCCAUGGAUUUUUCCCGCCGACUCCGGGAGCUGGCCGGGAACAACUCCACUCCUCCGCUGUCUCCGAGUCGCGCGAACCCUAUGCACCGCCUCCUCAACCCCAACCCCUUCCAGCCCAGCCCCAAGUCUCCCUUUCUCAGCACCCCACCGCUGCCUCCCAUGCCCCCCAACAGCACCACCCCUCCCCAGCCCCUGGCCAAGAGCAAGUCCUGUGAGUUCUGCGGGAAGACCUUCAAGUUCCAGAGCAACUUGGUGGUGCACCGACGGAGCCACACGGGCGAGAAGCCCUACAAGUGCCAGCUGUGUGACCACGCCUGCUCCCAAGCCAGCAAGCUGAAGAGGCACAUGAAGACGCACAUGCACAAGUCCGGCUCCAUGACCGGCCGGUCCGACGACGGCCUCUCCGCCACCAGCUCUCCCGAGCCGGGGACCAGCGACAUCAUGGGCGAGGGCAUGAAGAACAGAGACGGCGACUUCAGGGGCGACAACGAGGAAGAGGAGGAGGAAGAGGAGGAAGAGGAACUGGAGAACGAGAGCAGGCCAGAGUCAAACUUCAGCAUGGACUCCGAGUUCUGCCGCAAUCGGGAGAACGGCUCCAAGCCGCUGCCCGACGAGAAGUCGCUCCACUUAGGCAAGAUUGUAGAAAAUGUAGGUCUAAGCACUAUACAGCAGUACAAUAACUUGAUAGACAAUCGGAAAAGGCUCCCCUUCUCCAAGAGGUGCUUGGACGGGCAGCGAGACAUGGGGGACGACGACUCCGUGGUGGGAGAGAUGGAGCCGGUGCAGCAGGCCACGGUGAACGGAAGGAACUGUGGCUCAGGUGACUCUUUCUCAGGCCUGUUCCCCCGAAAGCCCACCCCCAUCACCAGCCCCAGCCUGUCCAACUCCUCGGCCAAGAGGAUCAAGAUCGAGAAAGACCUGGACAUGCCCCCCGCCCCCCUCAUCCCGUCUGAGAACGUUUACUCCCAGUGGCUGGUGGGCUACGCAGCGUCGCGGCACUUCAUCAAAGACCCCUUCCUGGGCUUCACCGACUCCAGACAAUCGCCCUUCGCCACGUCCUCCGAGCACUCGUCGGAGAACGGCAGCCUCCGCUUCUCCACCCCGCCGGGGGACAUGCUGGACGGGGGGCUCUCGGGCCGCAGCGGCACGGCCAGCGGAGGCAGCACCCCCCACCUGGGCGGAGGCCCCGGGCCGGGCCGGCCCAGCUCCAAGGACAGCCGGCGGAGCGACACCUGCGAGUACUGCGGGAAGGUGUUCAAGAACUGCAGCAACCUGACGGUGCAUCGCCGCAGCCACACGGGAGAGCGGCCCUACAAGUGCGAGCUGUGCAACUACGCCUGCGCCCAGAGCAGCAAGCUCACCCGCCACAUGAAGACCCACGGCCAGCUCGGACUUCCUGUGAUGUGUAGUUGAACAGUCUAAGAAGUAGCAACUUUAUCACAUAAAGAAUGCACAGCUGAUUUUUUGAGUUUUUUUUGUCAUUUCUGUUUGUUUGUUUCUUUGUUUUACUUUGUCUUCAGCAAGCACCACCUAUGCCUAAAUCCCAACUCUGCAUUAUUUUGAAUAAUGCAUUGCAUUGCCCUGACUUCAAGUAACCCACACUGUAGCAUAGAGGGAAAAUCGUAAUGAUAAAAAUUGAAUUGAAAAAUGACAUAGUUCUACUCAGCUGACCCGCACUUUAUAAUUUGUUUUUACACACACAAAAAAAAAGAAAUAGGGAAGAACGGCUUCUGAGCAAGAAAUUACAUUUAAUGGAUUGACCUGGCCUUGCAAAAGGGUUAUAGUACAAGGGAGCAUCUGAGAUUCGAGUGCCAGCGUUGCUAGGCAUGGCAUUCUCAAUGCUGGCACUAUAAAAAUAAUAAUUUAUUGGGACAGUUUUUGUACUGCCAUUCAAUUUGACAUGAGUGUGCCUUGAAUACUGAUCUUCCUAUUUAUUGUCUCUCGAGACAAAUGAAACUCUUUUGUGAAGCAAAUGGAGAGAACAAAAAGAAAGAUAUCAAUUACUCAGCAUAGUUCUAAUUUGCGUAUAAGAUUCCAAUAGAAUAUCAGAAAUAAUUUCUAAAAGGAGAGGAAAGAGGCAUUUAGAUAAAAAAAAAGUACCCAGCACAACAUUUAUGUGUCUGUGUGUGUAUAUAUGUAUGCAUAUGUACAUAUAAAGGCACAAACAUAUAUAUUGAAUUCUUCACUUCAGGACAAGACUGCGUCCCUCGAUAGAAAAAUCGCCGGAGUGGAUUGUUAUGCCACAGAUAGUCAAGGAAGAGACUGGACAAAAAUCAGGAACAGCAGAAACUUAAAAAAAAAGAAUUUAGUGCACUCUGUCUUAAAAUACGUUUACAGUAUUGAAACAAGUACAAGGGUAAAAUAAUAUUUGUGUGUAUGUGUGUUUUAAACAAACAAGUAUUUUUUUUUUCCAAAUUUGCUUAUAAAGUUUCUCUGAAUGCCAUAGUGGCUAUGUGUAUAUUGGUUUUUUGGUGACGGGGUUUUAGUAUAUAAAUAUAUAUAAAUAUAUAUUACAUUUUUCUUGUUUACUGUAAAAGUAUACCAGUAUUUGUAAUAUUGGAGAAUGCCUGGGCAUUUUACAAAAAUAGAAAAAAAAGUUUUUUUUAAUUUUUUUUUUGCAGUUCAAUUUGAAUUGUGGGUCUAUUAAAAUGUUUUUGUCACUGUAA